This is a messenger RNA of Drosophila subobscura, 1459 nucleotides long. RefSeq names its product glycoprotein 3-alpha-L-fucosyltransferase A-like. Gene Ontology annotation, cellular component: membrane. The coding region runs from base 48 to 1424 and encodes 458 amino acids. The record is from RefSeq and is a predicted model, not a curated record. NCBI's taxonomy places the organism in Eukaryota, Metazoa, Arthropoda, Insecta, Diptera, Drosophilidae. Gene Ontology annotation, molecular function: alpha-(1->3)-fucosyltransferase activity. The transcript is spliced from 4 exons.
AACGUUAUAUGGUCUAAGUCUAAGUUGAAAGCAGUUAUUAGCCGACCAUGCGAAUACCACCGAUCAAGAGAUGUAUUUGUUUCGCACUGAUCUGCGCUCUUCUGGUAAUAUUUUUUUUGUCAAUCAAAGAAUAUGAAGGAGCUGACCAGCAGAUUGGACCCGUACGUACAACGGAAAUUGACUCUAGCCAGCACCUGAAGCCGCCCUCUUCCAGUGAACCAACUUCUGCAAAGAAGCUUUGGUUCUUUAAAAAUGGUGAAUUAUAUCCCAGUCCGGCAAAGGAAUACUCGAGAAACUUGUAUAUACCCGAUUAUUGGUUGCUGCCGGAUCUACGACUGUCUCAAACCGAUCGCAUUGUCAACCAGCUGAUGUACGUGCCGUACGACUACGGGGACGUCAAGGCCAGCCGUCAGAUAAAAACCAUUCUCCUCUAUAAUGGUCUGCUUAAGUGGAAUGUGACGAAGGGCCGUGAUGUGUUUGUGAGCGACAAGUGUCCUGUGGAUACCUGUCAAUUAACUGACGAUAUGGGUAUGGUCGAAGAUGUCGAAAUGAUCCUCUAUAAGGACCGCUACACACCCACGGCAAAAGUAAGUUCAGUGCGCAGGAUCCGUGCCCUAUAUACGAGUCAAAUCACGAUGCUCUACAAUCUUGAAUGUCCUUUUAACACACUAGAAUUAAACGUGCCCGAUGCCAUUAACUGGACGGCCAGUUACAGGCGCGACAGCUCUAUAGUUACGCCCUAUUCGAAGUGGGUGUACUACGAUGACAACGUGCAGCAGAGAGCGCAGGAUCGAAACUAUGCCGAGAACAAAACAAAGAAGGUGGCCUGGUUUGUGUCCAAUUGUAACGCAGAUAAUGGCAGACUUGAGUAUGCUCUAGAGCUCCAAAAGCACAUCGAGGUGGAUAUUUAUGGCGCCUGUGGCACGUUGCAAUGCUCGCGUGUUACCUCAGAAAAGUGCUUCAAGUUACUCGAAACAGAUUACAAGUUCUAUUUGGCAUUUGAAAACUCCAACUGCAAGGAUUACAUCUCGGAGAAAUAUCUUGUGAAUGCCCUGGAUCGAGGGGUGCUGCCGAUUGUGAUGGGAGCCCACCCGCAGGACUACGCGGCACUCGCACCUCAUGACUCCUACUUACACGUCGAUAGUUUUGGCUCGCCAAAGGAUUUGGCCGAGUACCUGAUGGUUCUGGACGCUGAUGACGAUCUGUACAACUCGUACUUCUUGUGGAAAGGGACGGGGGAGUUUAUUAAUACGCACUUCUGGUGUCGGGUCUGUGCCAUGCUGCAUAACAAAGUUCAGCUGAAAAAGCCGUACUUUUAUAAGGAUUACAAUGACUGGUGGGGUGGCCCGAACGUUUGCACCAACGGAACCUGGAACAAUUUCACAAAAGUGGGCUUAGACCCAAGCCAAGUUCAUUCAAGCUAAAACAUGUUCCAACAGAAUAUAAAUACAAACUGUAA